This is a messenger RNA of Drosophila erecta, 1179 nucleotides long. Its product is annotated as serine protease snake. The record is from RefSeq and is a predicted model, not a curated record. Lineage: Eukaryota; Metazoa; Arthropoda; Insecta; Diptera; Drosophilidae. Gene Ontology annotation, biological process: proteolysis. Gene Ontology annotation, molecular function: serine-type endopeptidase activity. The transcript is spliced from 3 exons. Bases 99 to 1055 code for a protein of 318 amino acids.
UCUCCUGCGGAGAUUGCACUUUAGCGGGUCCAAAAGAGCGGCUUUUUGCUUAUUAAUAACUAUUUUAGUUGCUUACUAAACGUAGAGCUACCCACACGAUGAGCGCGAUCUUCAGCCAGAUUGUCCAGCUGGAAGCAGCAUUGAUGGUUCUAUUCGUCGCUUGGGCGUCGUCCCAGGAUGCGGAUAUAGCCAGGAUGUGCACUGCCUACAAGAAAAGCGUUUGGGAGGAGACGUCCGAGUUCAGCUUUCUGAUCGAGAACGCUCCGAUUAUCUACAAGACCCUGGACAAAUGCACCAACUAUGCGCCGCUCAUAAUCGGAGGAGGACCCGCAAUGCCCAAGGAGUUCCCGCAUGCUGUGCGCCUGGGCCACAAGGAGGACAAUGGCGAGGUGGACUGGUUCUGUGGCGGAACACUUAUCAGCAACAGACAUGUGCUCACUGCAGCGCAUUGCCACUACUCACCACAGGGUUCAGUGAACAUCGCGCGCCUCGGAGACUUGGAGUUUGACACCAGCAACGACGAUGCGGAUCCGGAGGACUUCGUCGUGAAGGACUUUACCACGCACCCCGGGUACAGCUACCCGGCGAUUUACAAUGACAUUUCCGUGGUGAGGUUGAGUCGACCCGUAACCUUCAACGAGUACAAGCAUCCGGCCUGUCUGCCCUUCGACGAUGGACGAUCGGUCUCCUCCUUCAUAGCCAUCGGUUGGGGUCAACUGGAGAUCGUUCCCAGGACGGAAAACAAGAAGCUACAGAAAGUCGAGCUCUACAAUUAUGGAACGCGCUGCAGGCUAACGGCGGAAAAGAACGAGGAACUGCCCGAGGGAUACAAUGCCACCACCCAACUGUGCAUCGGAUCCAACAAGCACAAGGACACCUGCAACGGCGAUUCCGGCGGACCGGUGCUCAUCUAUCAUAAGGACUACCGCUGCAUGUACCACGUGAUGGGUAUCACAUCCAUUGGAGUGGCCUGCGACACCCCCGAUAUUCCGGCCAUGUAUACACGGGUUCACUUUUACCUGGACUGGAUUAAGCAGCAGCUGGCCAAAAAUUAGUAUUAGUGGGUAAAUUAUCAAACUUUCGUACCAACACAUUAUCGAAAGCAGUUGCAAACAAAGAAUAAAGCUGGAUUCUUCUGAAUAUUCCUCUUGCAAUAAAUAUGAAAAUAUCAUAAGUCAA